GGUCCGGAGCUCCGCGGACCCGCCCCGUGGGGGCCGCCCCCCGGGGGUAGCGGGGACGGGGCGGCCCCGCGCACCUGCGGCCCAGCGCUAAGCCCCGGCCCCUGUUUCCUGCCCGCGCUCCUCCCCCGGCUCCCCCGGGCCCCGCACGGCCAGAGCCGCCCCGCAAACACCCAGCGCGGCCCGAGCCAGGCGGGACUGCCCGGAGCGGCGGAGGUGAAGGCAGGAGGCUCCAUAGAAGAUGGGUGACUGGGGGUUCCUGGAGAAACUGCUGGACCAAGUCCAGGAGCACUCGACUGUGAUCGGGAAGAUCUGGCUCACCGUGCUCUUCAUCUUCCGCAUCCUCAUCCUGGGCUUGGCUGGGGAGUCUGUGUGGGGGGACGAGCAGUCGGACUUUGUGUGCAACACCAAGCAGCCCGGGUGCACCAACGUCUGCUAUGACAAAGCCUUCCCCAUCUCCCACAUCCGCUACUGGGUGCUCCAGUUCCUCUUUGUCAGCACCCCAACCCUGGUUUACCUGGGCCAUGUUGUCUAUCUCUCACGGAAGGAGGAGAAGCUGAAGCAACAGGAGAGUGAGCUCCGGGCUAUCCACAGCAAGGACCCAAAGAUCGAGCAGGCACUGGCAGCCAUAGAGAAGAAGAUGUCCAAGAUCUAUGUGUCGGAGGAUGGGAGGCUCAAGAUCCGAGGGGCGCUGAUGUGGACGUACAUCACCAGUGUGAUCUGCAAGAGCAUCUUUGAGGCUGGCUUCCUUGUUGGUCAGUGGUACCUGUACGGCUUCUCCAUGGUGCCCCGCUAUGUGUGCAAGAGGGACCCCUGCCCGCAUCAGGUGGACUGCUUCAUCUCCCGCCCUACCGAGAAGAGCAUCUUCAUCAUCUUCAUGCUGGUGAUGGGCCUCAUCUCCUUAAUCCUGAACCUCCUGGAGCUCUUCCACCUCUGCUGCAAGAACCUGCUUAGCAACAUCAAGAAGGUGUCGGACCCAGCCAUCCCAAGCCGGGAUGCCUUCGCCAGUGACAUGGUCUCAGGUGCCUACCCACACAAGCACUACCCCUUCCUGCCCAUGGCCGAGAGCCACACACCGUCCUACCAGGCCUUCAACAAGCUCUCCAGCGAGCAGAACUGGGCCAACUUCCACAACGAGGAGAACCUGGCGCUGGGCAGCAGCAGCAGACCCCUGUCAGACCCCUAUGCCCCCAGGGCUGCCGACGCCCCCAUCCCAGAGGAUAAACUGAGCAGCCGGCCCGGGAGCUCAGCCUCCAAGAAGCAGUAUGUCUAGAGCCAGGCUGGCCCUGGCCGCCCGGGGGGGGACAUUCCUUGGCCCCUUGUGCCUUGAAGGUGCUGGCCAUGGGCAGGAGCUGCCUCCUGCCUGGUGCUGUGCGGUACCC
This is a messenger RNA of Neopsephotus bourkii (Bourke's parrot), 1379 nucleotides long. RefSeq names its product gap junction protein alpha 4 (gene GJA4). Gene Ontology annotation, cellular component: connexin complex. The coding region runs from base 239 to 1270 and encodes 343 amino acids. The record is from RefSeq and is a predicted model, not a curated record. Lineage: Eukaryota; Metazoa; Chordata; Aves; Psittaciformes; Psittacidae. The transcript has 2 exons. Gene Ontology annotation, biological process: cell communication.